Molecule: messenger RNA, 2391 nt
Organism: Oryzias melastigma (Indian medaka)
Lineage: Eukaryota; Metazoa; Chordata; Actinopteri; Beloniformes; Adrianichthyidae
Product: endochitinase A
Exons: 6
Coding region: 61-1803 (580 amino acids)
Biological process (GO): axon guidance; ephrin receptor signaling pathway
Cellular component (GO): plasma membrane
Molecular function (GO): ephrin receptor binding
Source: RefSeq, a predicted model, not a curated record
UCAGUGUGGAAGUGAUCUUUUUACAGUUAUUCACUGCAGUCACUUUUGCAGGAGAAAGUUAUGGAUUUUGUGUGUCUGAUGUGCUUGGCGCUGACCGCUGGUGAGUGGUUCGCCUCCGCGGAGAGACACGCAAUAUACUGGAACAGCUCCAACGAAAACUUCCUGUGGGACGACUAUACAGUGGAGGUGCACCUCAACGACUACCUGGACAUCAUCUGUCCUCACUACACCCACGGAGAGGUGCUGUCCCAUCAGGCCGAGCGUUACAUCCUGUACAUGGUGGAGAAGAAAGAUUACGACGUGUGCAAACCUCACUCCUUCGAUCAGCUCCGCUGGGAGUGCUCGCGGCCCUUCGCCCCCUUCACUCCGAAGAAAUUCUCUGAAAAAGUCCAACGCUAUACAACCUUCAGGCUGGAAAAGACGUUUAGAAGAGGAGAGAGCUACUAUUACAUCUCUAAGCCAAUGCAUCACCAUGGUGCAGACUGCCUGAAGCUCAGAGUGGAUGUAGUUGGACCCAAAGGCUCUGCAAAGACGUCCCAGGAGAAGUCCAAGGCAGCAAAGACAGAAAAAAGCUUAGAUGAAGAACAUAAAAGAUUCUCUCCUGUUGGGAGGAUCCACAACCCUUCCAGCCGGCUUUCAGAGGGAAAAAAACAACUUCUGAUCAAGCCUCACACCACUAACCAGCUGCCCCAAAUGACCAGUCAGGUUCAGCCGCCCAGCCUGAAUCGUCCCGCCACCUCUCCACCAGAAAGCCUGACAGAUUUCAAACAACAAAUCACAAAGCAUCUACUAGACAUUUGCAUCCCACACGUUGAACUGUAUUAUAAGGAUAAAACUGCAUUUUCUAACAAAAUAGACCAUGGCUUUCAAAUUGAAGGAUACACAAUCACACUUGAAGAAAUUGCUCAUAUGCUUACAAUAUAUAAACGUGCCAAGGACCGCAUUCAAUCAACUGGGGAGGCAAAGAUUACAUGGGAUUAUUAUUUGCAAAUGGAUGACAUUUUUGGAAGGUCUCAAGUGGGGACUGUAAUUUCAACUCCACUCCCAUGCCCUUCCACACAGCCAUUGGGCCCAUCCACACUGCCCCCUGAUCCUUCCACACAGACAUCAAGCCCUUCCUCACAAACCCCAGAUCCUUCUACAGAGCCAUCAAGCUCUUCCUCACAGACCACAGAUCCUUCUACAGAGCCAUUGAGCACUUCUUCACAGACCACAGAUCCUUCUACAGAGCCAUUGAGCACUUCUUCACAGACCACCGAUUAUUCCUCAGAGCCAUCAAGCCUUUCUUCACAGACCACAGGUCCUUCUACAGAGCCAUUGAGCACUUCUUCACAGACCCCAGAUCCUUCCACAGAGCCAUCAAGCCCUUCCUCACAGACCUCCACAGAGCCAUCAAGCCCUUCCUCACAGACCUCCACAGAGCCAUCAAGCCCUUCCUCACAGACCUCCACAGAGCCAUUGAGCCCUUCCUCACAGACCUCCACAGAGCCAUCAAGCCUUUCUUCACAGACCACAGGUCCUUCUACAGAGCCAUUGAGCCAUUCCUCGCAGACCUCCACAGAGCCAUCAAGCCUUUCCUCACAGACCACAGGUCCUUCUACAGAGCCAUUGAGCCCUUCCUCACAGACCCCAGAUCCUUCCACAGAGCCAUCAAGCCUUUCUUCACAGACUACAGGUCCUUCUACAGAGCCAUUGAGCCCUUCCUCACAGACCUCCACAGAGCCAUCAAGCCUUUCUUCACAGACCACAGGUCCUUCUACAGAGCCAUCAAGCCCUUCGUUACAGACCCCACACAGCAAAUGAACCUUUCUUCACAGAGCCCAGAUCUUUCCACACAGCCAUCAAGCCCUUCCUCACAGACCUCCACAGAGCCAUCAAGCCCUUCCUCACAGACCUCUGAUCCUUCCACAGAGCCAUUGAGCACUUCUUCACAGACCCCAGAUCCUUCCACAGAGCCAUCAAACCUUUCGUCAGAGACCCCACACAGCCAAUGAACCUUUCUUCACAGACCCCAGAUCCUUCCAAAGAGCCAAUGGACUUUCCAGAUCCUUCCUCAGAGCCAUCAAGCCUUUCCUCACAGACCUCAUAUUCUUCCACACAACCAAUGGUCCCUUCCUCAUAGCUGCUGAGUUGAUCUUGGUCAAAAAGAAGGCAAAAGCGUUUGAGAUUAGAAGAUCUACAUGAGGUCCAUGCUGAGCGGAGGACAGUUGCAUUGUAGGCAACGGUGUGUCUUGAUCAUAAUAGGUACAUUAGACUUUAGGGAACAAACAUGGAAGGGCAUAAAAGCUCACCUGCAUUUCAACUAUUCUUCAAGAAAUAAAGCAUAUAUCAGAGCAACAGAAACAAAUAAUGAAAGAAUUGAAACAAUUUGAUUAAACACAAAUAAAAACA